Molecule: messenger RNA, 960 nt
Organism: Myripristis murdjan (pinecone soldierfish)
Lineage: Eukaryota; Metazoa; Chordata; Actinopteri; Holocentriformes; Holocentridae
Gene: mnx2a
Product: motor neuron and pancreas homeobox 2a
Exons: 3
Coding region: 1-960 (319 amino acids)
Biological process (GO): spinal cord motor neuron cell fate specification; regulation of DNA-templated transcription; neuron projection morphogenesis
Cellular component (GO): nucleus
Molecular function (GO): DNA-binding transcription factor activity, RNA polymerase II-specific; sequence-specific double-stranded DNA binding
Source: RefSeq, a predicted model, not a curated record
AUGGAGAAAUCCAACAAUUUUCGCAUUGAUGCACUCCUAGCGCACGAAGUCGCGCACCGGACGGACAAGGGUGAUGCGUCCCCGGGGUCCUACAGCAGGAGCGCCUGCGACAGUCCGGUGUCUUGCCGCGGCUCAGAAACCCCCUCCCCUCGGCCGUCCCCCCAAAACAGCUCUCAAGCCCAGCUAGGAGUCCUUCCUAAAGCCCCGCUGUUCAACUUCUCCCAGUCGGGAGUCACGGCUCUGCACCAAGGGGGUCUCUCAGGAAUGUACCCGAGCACUGUGUACCCUCUUGCCGCCCUGGCGGGCCAGCACCCCGCCUUCAUUUACCCUGGCUUCACGCAGCUGGCACAGCCGUACCCGGAGCAGCUGAAGGGGGCGGCCAUGGCCGGAGCCCUGCCACUGGAGCCCUGGAUCCGUGCCGGGAUGAUGAUACCCAGACUCGGGGAGUACGGUGUACCGGCCCAGCCAGGUAUGUUGGGGAAGUGUCGGAGGCCCAGGACAGCCUUCACCAGCCAGCAGCUGCUGGAAUUAGAAAACCAGUUCAAACUCAACAAGUACCUGUCCAGGCCCAAACGCUUUGAGGUGGCCACCUCACUCAUGCUGACUGAGACUCAGGUUAAGAUCUGGUUCCAGAACAGACGUAUGAAGUGGAAGCGGAGUCGCAAAGCCAAGGAGCAAGCGGCCUCAGCUUCCCCGCUGCGAGACACAGAGAGCCCCGGACCUGGGGUGCACGGUGCCAAACCUCAGAGAGACACACACAGCUCAAGCCUGGAGGAUGAAGAGGAGCUAGAAGGAGAAGAUGAUGAGGAAGAAGAAGAGGAGAUCAGGGGGUUGAGAGCAGGGUCUUUAGCCUCGGUGGGCUUCCUGAGGCACACAGGAGGAGCAGAGAGCUACACUUCCUACUCUGAGGAGGAGCUGGAGGAGGGAGGCCCGAGAAAACAGACUGGGGUUUAUCUAUAG